This is a messenger RNA of Aedes albopictus (Asian tiger mosquito), 900 nucleotides long. Its product is annotated as NADH-quinone oxidoreductase subunit B 2. NCBI's taxonomy places the organism in Eukaryota, Metazoa, Arthropoda, Insecta, Diptera, Culicidae. Bases 172 to 819 code for a protein of 215 amino acids. Gene Ontology annotation, biological process: mitochondrial respiratory chain complex I assembly; electron transport coupled proton transport; aerobic respiration. The record is from RefSeq and is a predicted model, not a curated record. The transcript has 2 exons. Gene Ontology annotation, molecular function: quinone binding; 4 iron, 4 sulfur cluster binding; NADH dehydrogenase (ubiquinone) activity.
UUAUUCUUUGGGUUUUAAUAUUUUUCCGUGUGUGUUUGUGUUUUUACUGAUUUUACCCUUUUGUCAUAUCUGUCAAAAAGUCUUUUGAUAGUUAGGCAUUUCACUCAUUUUCUUACAUAAACCGAUCGAAUCGAAAAAAUAGAAAUCCGGGCACAAUAUUGCUGUGCAAAAAUGAUGCGAUCUGCGGUUGCUCCUGUUCUCGUAAAUUGCUGGAAAUCGGUGGUUCCCAAAGGGGUAGCAGUAGCAGCGAUCAAUGUGAGCCAGGUUCGUGAGAAAAGCACUCUGCCGGUGGUGGAGAAGGAUAAGCCGGAAAAGUUGCCUUAUUCCCCGUUUGGCACCAAGCAAUCCAACUGGGCUGAUUGGACAGUGGCCCGUCUGGAUGAUGUGCUGAACUGGGGUCGCAAGGGCUCAAUCUGGCCGUUGACAUUCGGGUUGGCUUGCUGCGCCGUCGAGAUGAUGCAUAUUGCGGCGCCUCGUUAUGAUAUGGAUCGCUUCGGAGUGGUGUUCCGUGCUUCCCCGCGACAAGCAGAUGUAAUCAUUGUGGCAGGUACCCUAACCAAUAAAAUGGCCCCGGCCUUGCGCAAAGUCUACGACCAAAUGCCUGAACCAAGGUGGGUAAUUUCGAUGGGUAGCUGUGCCAACGGGGGAGGAUACUACCAUUACUCGUACUCCGUUGUUAGGGGUUGUGAUCGAAUCAUCCCCGUAGACAUCUACGUUCCCGGAUGUCCGCCAACUGCGGAAGCUCUGCUCUACGGAAUCCUUCAGUUGCAAAAGAAAGUUAAGCGAAUGAAGACUCUACAGAUGUGGUACAGAAAGUAAGGCUCUUAUACCAAUUCAAUUAGUCGUUUCAAUGCGUAUUGUGCUACGUAAACGCAAUAAAUAUCUGUAAAUAAAGUCGAA